AUGACGCCCCAGCCGUGCGCCGGUGACGCCCCGUCGCCCGCGUCCGCGCGUUUCCGCUGGCGCCCUGCGUGUCCGUGCGCCGCGGAGUGGCUGCUGCUCUGCCCGCGUCCGUACGUCCGUGCGUUCGCCGCUGCUCCGCCCGUGUCCGCGUGCCGCCAAGCAGACGCGGCUGUGCCCGGGGCCUUCGUCCGUCUCCACGCGUUACACCUCCGUCUGACUACCUGCACAGCGCCGGCUCCGACUGCUCCAUGCCUGCGCGGCUCCACCAGCACCCGCACCUGGCCGCCUCCCCGCGCCUGCCAUUUCGUGGCCAUGCGCUGCCGCCUCCCGCGCAUCCUGGCCGACUCCUGCGCGUCCGGCUCCCCAGCGUCGCCUCCGCCUGGCCACGUCGUCCGCGCCCGCCCGGCUUCGGCCCCGCGCGCUCGCCUCCCCCGCGUUGGGUCCGGGCCCCGCACCCGCCGGCUUGCCGCUCCAGCCGGCGGCCGGCUUCCGCCCACGUCACGCCCAGCCGCUCGCGCGCCCCGCUGGCUGCUGGCCUCCCGCGCUGGGUCCGGCCUCCGCUCCGCCGGCUGCUGGCCUCCCGCGUCGGGUCCGGCCCCCGCGCCCGCCGGCUUGCCGCUCCAGCCGGUGGCCGGCUUCCGCCCGCUUGGCGGCCUGCCGGCUUAG
This is a messenger RNA of Aegilops tauschii subsp. strangulata, 666 nucleotides long. The record is from RefSeq and is a predicted model, not a curated record. Lineage: Eukaryota; Viridiplantae; Streptophyta; Magnoliopsida; Poales; Poaceae.